This is a messenger RNA of Macadamia integrifolia, 2014 nucleotides long. RefSeq names its product regulation of nuclear pre-mRNA domain-containing protein 2-like. Gene Ontology annotation, cellular component: RNA polymerase II, holoenzyme. Gene Ontology annotation, molecular function: RNA polymerase II complex binding. Gene Ontology annotation, biological process: mRNA 3'-end processing. The record is from RefSeq and is a predicted model, not a curated record. The transcript has 8 exons. NCBI's taxonomy places the organism in Eukaryota, Viridiplantae, Streptophyta, Magnoliopsida, Proteales, Proteaceae.
UGAUUGGGGUCUACGGCUUUGUCUGUGAAUCUUGGCUCUAAUCAAAUCUCGGACACUCGCGGAGUUGCGAUGCGCGUCCCUGUUCCAAAGUUUUGAAACUUCGUAAGUGUCAAGUGAUCCCUAAAGCCAUAAACCUCCUCCUUAAACGCUUAAAACCCUCUGCAACUUUUACGGUUUCUCUUGCAUUUCGACUUCCAUUUCAACUUCUUUUGUUCGUUCUGCCUUUUUUUUUUCUUUUCUCUUACGUUAAAUCUCAGAAGUUUUGGUUUAGGGCCAAGCGAUGCAGUGACAUUACAAAUGCCAGAGACGAAUUGAGGUUCUGUGCUAUUAAGCGUUUGCAUGGGUGAAAAUUAGGGUGGUCUUGAGAAAUUUCUGUUCUUGGACCUUAAUCCUUGGAGAGUGGGGGAAAGGGGAAUUUUUGAGGUGGGAUGAAUAGUGUAUUCAGUGAACAGAUACUUGCGGACAAGCUUUCUAAGCUUAACAACACCCAGCAGUGUAUCGAAACAUUGUCACAUUGGUGUAUUUUUCACCAGAAGAAGGCAGACCUUGUUGUUGCAACAUGGGACAAACAAUUUCAUAGCUCUGAGAAUUCACAGAAAGUUCCAUUUCUAUAUCUUGCCAAUGACAUCCUACAGAAUAGCAAGCGUAAAGGCAAUGAAUUUGUUAGUGAAUUUUGGAAGGUUCUUCCUGCAGCAAUUAAGGACGUUAAUGAGAACUGUGAAGACCGUGGGAAGAGUGUGGUAUCUAGAUUGGUUAAUAUCUGGGAAGAAAGGAGAGUGUUUGGACGAGCUCGGGGCCUUAAGGAUUUAAUGCUCGGAAAUGAGCCUCUGCCUCCUCUGGAGCUUGGCAGAAAACGUUCACGCUCUGUUAGAAUCAUGAAAAGGGAUUCACGCUCCAUAAGAACUAAAUUGGCUAUUGGAGGUUCUGCAGAGAAGUAAGUUGAAAUAAAAUGUACGGGGAAUGACCCCAAGCGGACAAGUUUGGCAAAUGAAGUAGAAGAGGAAGAAAACCUUUUGAAACAAUGCAUUGAAAAACUAAAAUCAUUUGAAGAAACAAGAGUGGCCCUAGUCUCUCAACUAAGAGAGGCACUACAUGUGCAGGAAUCCGAAUUGGAGAAUGUUCGCACUCAAUUGCAGGUCGCGCAAGCCCAAGUGGAGGAAUCCGUCAACAUGCGGAAGCGGCUCAAAGGUGAAAAAGUUGCACCAAAAAAGUCAGCUGCAGCAAUUGCAGCUGAGGUUGCUGAUAAGUUGGCAGCUUCUUCCUCUUCACAAUCUAUCAUGUCUUCUGUUCUGUCAACAUUCGCAGCAGAGGCGGCAAAAAAUGCUGGACUGACCACAUCCUCAACUCCCUCAAAUUCAUUUAGCUUGGCCCCAGUUGCUUCAUUUACAGAUACAAGGGCUAAAUUUGAUAAUCCCAUGCCUGUUGCAGAUUCCAAUGUCUAUGUUGCUACUCCUUCACAGCAACAGCAACUUUCUAGUACUUAUUCUCAGCAGCUUGCUGGUACUUAUCAAACAGCCUUGGUUCACCAACCACUGAUACAAGCCCAAGCUUCAAGUGCCCAAACUCAGUAUCAUAUGAUUCAAAACCCUCCUUCCCAGCAAUAUGUGCAGCCAUCAGGAGGGGUCACCAGUGGAUUGCCUUAUGGGUAUGGUAGCUUGCCACCUCUACCACCAGGUCCACCCCCACCUCCACUUACAAGGCUUGCAACGCCAUUAUUGGCUCAGCAGAUGCAAGUUCCCCAAACCCCGCAGCAACCAAUGCCAUUGAUUCAGCAACCAACUGUACAGCAACAAAUGCCAUUGAUCCAGCAACCACCUGUACCUCCAAGUUUCCGGCCGCUUCAACCUAUGGGGAUGAUGUACUACACACAUCAUCAUCAUCAUCAACAACAACCACAAUGACUCCUUUGUCAUGUGGAGCAUAUUGCCCUAAUUAAUUUAAACAAAUAUUUCUGCAACAUAAUAAACCUAUUUACAUUUUUAGGAAAAAAAUACAACAGGUAAGAGUUUUAAAA